GAGCUGCAGUCAACCGAAGCAGCUUCUACAUUGAUUUCCCCUGUGAAAUAUACAUGUAACAGAAAACCCCUGAAGGACUGCACCGUAAUUACUGGAGCACAGCUAACAACGUUUUUGUCUCACUACUACAAUCAUUACGGUAAAUAUAGGCUGCGGAGCUUGUGUCCGACCGACCCGGAGUUGCACCGAAAGACACUGCGCCGAACAGCCAGGUUUACAUGGGCAGUGUUGCGGAAUUAGUCUGACAUGACAUGACAGCUGAGCAACAGAUCUAGGAACCAGAUCUCUGAGAUAGGUCUCAGAUGUUAUCUUUUCUUCUGAGCUGUGGACAACAUCCCAUCUAGCCAGGUUUGAUAAGGAGGCUGUCCUGUUCGGCUGGGCGUAUUCCUCUGAAAAUCUUGAAGUCCACUGGUUGAAAUUUGGAGAGGGGACAGAGUUGUUGUGUUCAGCUUUACUCAUCGUCUUGGGUCAGACCACCUAACCAGGCAGACUGAGAGAACAACUCUUGUCCACCCUUCCCCGCUGCUAGCUAGCACUAGCAUGGCUGACAGUCGACAGCCAGAGGAUGGUGCCCACCAGUGGGACUCAUCAGGGGGGCAGGAGCCCACAGGAGCCAAUGGUUUCUCUUCCUCCACCUUUAGGACGUGUCAGCCUGGUGCAACCCACACACCUUACCCUUCCAGGGAGAAUGGCUUUAAUGGCGAGCUAACUGGUGCUCAUGCUGUAACAGCAGAACAAGUGUCAGCGCGGAUCGUGCAGGAAGUGACAGCAGAGGCAGUGGCAGUAUUAAAGGGAGAGCAGGAGACUCAAAGACUGCCGUCAGUUGAAGACACCACAAAUUUGCCUCCCUCUCCUCCCCCCUCACCAGCUGCAGAACACUUUGGUCCUCUGGAACAAGUCUCCUCACACACUCAUUUGACAGCCAAUUUAGAUGUAGGGGAUGAGGAGGAGGCGGGGCCUCUCCGCCGCUUCCAAAAUUCGCGGGAGAGGUGCAAGUUCCUCGCCCCCUCCAUUUCAGUUUCCGUGCCUGAGGACGACCCCUACCACUCCGACGAGGAGUACUAUGAGCACCCAUUGUUCAGCCCAGAGUGGACGCACUCGGGCUCUCGCCCCACAGGGCAGGCUGUGGCCUUUAGACAGAUUGAAGAAGAGACCAUGGAGGCUCUUACAGCUGAAUACGAGGAGGAGGUGGAAGAGGAGGAGGAGGAAGAGAGUGCAGAGGCAGCAGAGUCCGAGACAGCUCUUGAUGAGCAGCAGUGGAGCGGGGAAGAGGCUGAGCUGGACAGCCCCCAAGCUGAGCCCUUAGAGCAGGCAGAGGCAAUUGAGGAGGCCCAGGAUCUAGACCUGGAGCCGGCUGAAGCAACUAGUGCUACGGCAGAAAUCUCUAUGGAGGAGGAAGCAGAGGGUGAGGAGAGCCCUGACACAGGUGUGUCCUGCCCUCUGCUCUCCCUGCCUGCAUGUAACUUCAUUGUUUUCUUCACAAGAAUGUCAAAAGGAACCUAUAAGCGUAUGACUUUAUUCCACUCACAGCAUGCAAAAGUGUUACACCUCUAUGGUGACCAGAACAGCCAACUUACAGAUGUCAUUUCAGCUUUGAAGAUGGACUCAGACAAGCAGGGAAGCGAGAAAAGUGGUUCCAUGAGCCCUGACAGCAUUGGAUCGGAGAAACGCCAAGAGGAGUUUUUCGAGCCCCAGAUGCAAGGAUUCUUUGCUGGUGAACGUGUUGUACCAGAGAGCCCAACCAUGGAUAUGCCGUGUUUUGUGCCUCCAAAUGUUGAGAACCAAGCCAAAGAAUCUACCAGAUCAGUUACACUCCAGCCUACAUAUGGUGAGCCGAUCACAGUGUCAGAAAAACAGCCAUCAGUGGAGGUGGUAGAGUUCAGCAGCAUUAGUGCUCCAUCUGAUUUCUCCUCGAUGGGAAACAAAGUUCAAAGAGCAGAUGACACAAGAGAUGAGAAAGACCGAUCUGGCAUGUCAGCAUAUUUUGAAACAUCAGCAAUUGAGGUCGAUGAAGCUGCGCAGUCUAAGGGUGAGGGCUAUUAUGAACUGAGCAGACCUAGUGAAGAGAAAAGUGAUUCCAAGCCUCAUGACAUGAGCUACCACGCUCUAGCUGAAGCAGGGGAUAAACCUGACACUAAGACAAGUACAGAAGACAGCAGAGUGUUUACAGUUCCUGACAGGAGCAGUGACUGCAGGCUUUCUCCGGGUAAACUAGCCUUAGAGCAGAGGAGUUACUCGUUGAAUAUCACCAUUGGAACCAUGGACCAAAGUGGCCAAGGCAAACCUAGAAACUUCUCCCCUCUAGCCACAGAUAUCAUGUCCUACACCAGUGGAAGUCUAGAUGAGUCAGCAGACUACCUUCCAGUCACCACACCAUCUGUGGAUAAGCCUCCUUCCUUCCCUCCCUUAAUACUGGAGACUGCUGCUUCUGUCACUUCAGAUUCGUCACCUCCUCCUAGAACAACAGAGUCAGUUGCCAAACCCAGCCCUGAACCAGAGUCACCAGAAUCACCACAGCCACUUAAGGGUGGCUAUAAAAAUGGCACCAUGAUGACACAAGAUUUGCCUGAAAUGCUGGACCUUGCUGGUACCCAUUCCAGACUGGCAUCGGAUAAUACUGAGCCAGAAAUUAUACGAAGAAAGUCAAUUCAAGCUGAUGCUCUUGUUUUCACCGAUGACCCACUGGCUAGCCUAGUUUCAGGGGAACAGAGUCCGGGGGCCAGAAAGAGUGAUAGCCAGCUGGAAGAGAGCUACUGUGUCUUCAGUGAAUACUCAGGGCCAAUGCCAUCCCCUGCAGAUGUUUUCAGCCCUACAGACACUUCUGCACAAGUCUUCACCCCCUCUGUCCUGGAGGAGAAAGUGGCUGAGCAGGCAAGGAAGUUGGCAGUCAGAGACACAUCCAUGGAGGACAAGAGUCAGCCAACAGAGGAUGCAAACAUCUCUGAAGAGAAAGGCCAGAUGCAAGUGGAGAGGCAUGAUUCUGCUGCUGAUCAGGCCACAAAGGUUGAUGAUAAUCAGUCGAACAAUAAACCUGAAAGUGAGACCCCAGCUAUUCAAGUAAGUGAGCCCUUUAUAACUCCAACAGUUACUGUGACUCUAGAAGAAGGUGGAAGGACGUUGAGUGAGACUGAGAGACAAGCCAGUGGUGAAGGCUCAGCGUCUGAAACUGAGAUCGCGGAUUAUGAGAGGCAGAUACGCAAAUUGGAGAUGGAGGACAGGCCUCUCAGUUUGGAAGAAGAAAGAGAGCUCCAGGAGCUUCGAGAGAAGGUGAAGUUAGUCCACCAGGAGGCGUAUGAGGAGGUGGAUGCUGAAGAUGUGUAUCAGCUGACCGGUGUGGCCAAGGACCGCAUUGCCAGGCCGGUCAAAACUUCCCCAGCUUCAUCUGUUGAGAGUAACAUUGAUGAUGACAAGCUGCUCUCUCCAGUACUCUCACCCUCUAAGCUUAAACAAAGAGAAUUGUAUGGUUCUCCAAAAAGAACACCUUCACCAGUAUUAGGAAUCAACAAAGAGGAGAAAGAGGUAUUAGAAAGAAAAAAUAUUGAGGAGAAGGAAGCAGCAGAGAGGAAAAUAAAAGAAGAGAAAGAAGAGGCAGAGAGGAAAAUAAAAGAAGAGAAAGAAGAGGCAAGAGAGGAAAAGGAAAGAAUUGAAAAAGAGUUGAAAGAGAGGGAAGAAAAAGAAAAGAAAGAUAAAGAGGAGAAAGAAAAGAUAGAGCGAGAACUUAGAGAGAAAGAAGAAAGAGAGAAAAAAGCUGAGAUGGAUAAGGCAAUCAUAGAGAAGGAAGCUGUAAAACCAACAGAGGCUGAGAAGAAGCAAGAAAAUGCCAAGGAAAAAAUGUUGGAUAAAGCUGGAGCAGGGGCAGCCGCUGAAAAGGAGAUUCCUGAGACUCGUGCUGCCAUUGAAUCUGUAGUGACAGUUGAAGAUGAUUUUAUCACUGUGGUUCAGACUAUUGAUGAAGCAGAAGAGCCAGGACACAGUGUUCGUUUCUCUGCUCCACCUGAGGAAGAGGCAAUCUGUGUCCCUGGCCAGAAAGAGGAAGAAGAGGUAGAGGAGGAGUCUGUAGAGUUUGCUCAAGAAGCAGAUAUAGAAGCAGCCAGUCUAGAAGAGGUAGGGGAUGUUCCUGAGAUCCCUGAGAAGGAAGUUCAACCUGUAGAAACAGAAGGACCAACUGAGAGCUACGAUAGAGAUGAAACCACAAUAGAUGACUCCAUCUUGGACAGCUCCUGGGUUGACACACAAGAUGAUGAUAGGAGUAUGGCAACAGAACGUAUUGAGCCUCUGCCCAAGGUGUCCAGCCCAGUCAAAAAGCCUGCUGUGGUUCAGGUUAAACAGACCCACCAGAGGAAGGCAGAAAAAAUGGAAAAGCCAGUCAAACAAAAGGUUAAGGGAGGGCGACCAAAGGGACGCAUCUCUACACCAGAGCGCAAACCUGUCCGUAAAGAACCCGUCUACAUCCCAAGAGAGGAAGUCAGAAAGAAAAAAGCUGUCAUAAGGAAGACUGAGCUCACCAAGAAAAUAGAGACCCAGACUCAAUCUCCUUCCAAGAGAAGUGUGAUGAAACCUGCUGUCCGCCAGACCCGUCCCACCCAGCACCACUCCUGUCCUAGAAGGAGAACCACAGAGGUGCUACCAGACAGUCGUCAGCCCCUUAGUGUCGCCAGACAGUCUCGAGAUAGAGCAUCGUGCCAUUCCCAUCGUUUGCCAGUAACAAAGAUCCCCACCUCCAUAUUCAGACUGACUGUCCCAUUAGAUAGACCUCGACCAUCCUCAGCAGAGCCUCUGGGCUCCCCCGUACUCAGAAGAUUAAUAGCCAAGGAUGGUGGGUCUUGGAGCCCUGAGAAGAGAUCUUCUCUACCAAGGCAUACCUCCAUUCUUAGUCGCCGUGGCUACCAUGACUAUGAGGAAAGCUCCACAUCCAUCACAAGUUCUGGCUCAACAGCUCCCCGCAGACCAACAUCGUUUCGCACAGAGAUGAGAGCAGAACACAGGACAGGACGAGCCCCUAGUAUGACAGUUACAGAAACAGUGCGUUCUCGUUCAGCACGCAGUGGGCACUCUACCCCUCGCACCCCUGGAUCCACAGCCAUCACCCCAGGAACCCCUCCCAGCUAUUCUUCAUCCUCGAGGACCCCUGGGACUCCACGCUCCCUCAGCCUGAUGUCCCAAGAGAGGAAGGUAGCUGUGGUGCGCACCCCACCCAAGUCGCCUGCCACGACACCCAAGCAGCUCCGCAUCAUCAACCAGCCACUGCCCGACUUUAAGAAUGUCAAGUCAAAGAUUGGCUCGACAGAGAACAUCAAGUACCAGCCCAAAGGAGGACAGAAGCACAAGGACCAAAAUAUGGCAUCAGAGGCCAAACGCAGGGUGUCUUGGAUCUGGAUGUCAGUUCUACGGAUCAUCUCGGUUACUCUAUGUCUUUCAGCGGGACACAGUGUGACCUGGACCAAGGACCUGCUGAUUCAUAUUUUAAACAAGAAGCUGGACUUCAGUCACAUUCUAUCCAAAUGCAGCAUCCAGGAUAAUCUGAAGCACAGACCCCGUGGAAGAAAUGUGCAGAUCCAGAAUAAGAGGAUUGACUUGAGCCAUGUGACCUCCAAGUGUGGCUCUCUAGACAACAUCCAUCAUCGGCCAGGGGGCGGUAACGUGCGUAUUGAGAGUGUGAAGUUGGACUUCAAAGACAAAGCCCAAGCCAAGGUGGGUUCCCUGGAUAAUGCUCAUCACAUUCCUGGUGGAGGCCGCGUCAUGAUUGAGAGCCAUAGGUUGACGUUUCGCGACAAUGCCAGGGCCCGAGUGGACCACGGAGCCGAAAUUAUUGUCCAGUCUCCAGGCCUGUCUGGCUCCAUGUCACCCCAUCGCCACCGGGACAGCCAUCUGUCAUCUUCCUGCAGUCUCAACAUGAUGGAUUCACCACAGCUAGCAACCCUGGCUGAGGAUGUCACUGCUGCUCUGGCCAAGCAGGGUUUGUGAACACUGGAUCUCUGGAUUCUUUUCUGCAUCCUGGACAUCCUCACCCGAACUUCCCUGCCCACUCCUGCCACCUUGAGGCCACCCUCAGCUAAACCACAGUCUCUAAACAUUUUCACGUUAAGAUCCAUCACUUUAAGUAGAGACUCAGAUUAGGAGCUACUGUACUUUGGUCCUCUUUAUUUCCUAUUUUAAAUCAAAAUAUGUGCUAUUUAUGAUUCAUUCUGUUGGCCUCUCUCUUUUUGAAUGAUGUUGCAUAGAAUAGUUCAGUCUGACCAUUGGGCCUGAAUACAGUGUUGUAUGUGAAGUGGGGACCAGGUUUUGGCUUGUCUUGUCCUGGUUUAGAGUUCUGAAGAAGCUACAGCCUUUUUUCUACUUUUAUCAAAGAGUCAUGCGGCUAGCAAACCAUGCAGCACGUAUUGUUCUUGCUCAGUAAAUGUGCAUGGACGCCAAACCCUCUAAUGAAGCAAGCAUCCUUACUGCAAGUCAUUCUUGUCAUCCAAUAUUUAAUAUAUUUAACUAAUAUAUAUAGAAAUAUGUACAAAAAAUUCAAGUUCUUUGCCAUCCACAUGUCCUAAAAUAUUUUAAAAGGAAAUGACAAUAUGGCUAUAAGAUAUACAGUACUUGUAAAAUUGCAUUACUGCAAGACCUAGGUAAUGUUAUGACAAGCAUGUAUUGAUUCUAAUCUUAAAAGAGGCUAUUUUGUAAUCUAAGAAAGGAUUUUAGUAAGCAAUUUCCUCAACUAUUGGUUAAAGAUAAAACAAGUUCAUGUUUUGUAGUUAUUAGUUGUUUACAGUGUUCUGCUUGGUGACAAUGUCAGACAGCUGAAUCGGUGUUGCUAAGGAAUGCAUCUCAGUCCUGUUGAAGAGCAUCAUACACUCGUACCCGGUCAGUAGUUCAAUAUAGACGCAAAUUAAAAGCAGGAGAUCAUUCCACCUCUGUCUAAUAAGAAAACAGCUAAAAGUGUCUUGUCUUUACAGCUACAGAUAUUCAGCUCACAUGAACAGUGCAGUGGGCAUUCCUCUGAAAACACAGGCUGACGUUGCACUCAUCAGGACUGUCUGGUGUCUGGACUGAGGACGACUCCACAAAUGGGACCUGAGAUUUAGGAGAAGACACGGCUACUCUGAAAUCUGUCUGUGUGCGCGUUUGGUGCAGAUCCAAUGCCAUUUUACGAUGUACGCUUCUGUACCUGGAUGUUUUGUUGCUAUGUGUGGGAGAAGAAAGUGAAAAAAAAAAAAUUUUGAAAAUCCAUUAAAAAGACGUUCAUUAAGAAAAACAAAAUGGCCGAGGGAACUCGGAUCUCGUUUCAUCUCUUAGAAAAAAGUGUUUGGGUGAUCUAGUUUCUUUUUCAGACACCAUUUGUGGUAUAACCUGCCUCCUGCCUAAUUACUGCCCUCACCUGAGAUUGUUUGUUUGCUUCUGUGUUUUUUCUGCAUACCCCAUCUCUGUGUUCUCCUUCCCUGCCUCCUGCUCUACCCUACAGCAACUGUAAAUGUAUUUAAAAGGUCAAGUAGAUGUACGCAGUUUUUCUCUUGUUGAUAUGACACCAAUUACAAUAAUUAAUGACAAUAAAAAAGGACAAAAAGUGAUGCUGAAGCACUGUAUUUUGUUCUGAAUGCAAGAUUUAAAGCCUUAAGUCUUAAACAGUCUUAAAUAGCUCAUUUAGAAUUUAAGGCCUUGGAAAGUCUUAAAGUUUGAUUUUGAGUGAGAGGUCUACAUUUUAGAUGGCCCUUUGAAUGGUUCUUUGAUCUUUGUUUUUCUAGCCACCCUUUUGGGAUUUAAACAUCUUCCUCUACAGAUUGUUGUAUAAAUAUUCUCCAGAAUUCAGGGAAUUCAGCGUUGGAUGUUGUGGUUGAAUAUACUCUGUACUGUUGUAAAACAUGAGUCUAGAGUCGUCUUGGUUACGAGUUUGCCCACUUAAACAUCUAUGCAGCCCACCCUUUGUAUCACAGGGCUUCUCUGACAAAAAAUGUUACUCUGCUUUUUAGUUGCUAAAUUGCCUAGAAUCAUUUUAAAACACAUGCUAACUUGUUAUGGUAAAUAACAGUAUAUAUAUUAUUGAUAAAAUAGAUGUAUUAAAUCUGCUAAAAGAUCAGCAAAUUUAGGUGUUAAUUACACCCCAAAAGAACCUUUGCCCUGUCCUAUUUGACGCUUUUUAAACAGUUCACUAAAUCAGAAAAUUCAGCCCUGAUCGGGUGUAUAAGAGAUCUUGAAUGCCUCUCAUUUUUUGACCAUUUACUGUGCAAAAAGGUGUGUUAACUUCUCUCAGUUCAGGUCUUUAAAAAGGCCUUAAAAAGUCUUGAAUUGGAUUUUUAAAAGUGUAUAAAGGCAAUAGCUAGGACUCAAUCCAUUGACUUGUUGGAUGAAAAUGAAGCGAAACCACAUUUACAUAUGAAGGUCUAGCCAGCACAACUUUUGCUUUACUAAAACCCUGGAAGAAGGGGCUAACAGCUAGCCUAGCUUUGUCUAGAUGAAAAAGUUGUGUGCUAAUUGACGGCUAGCUCUUGCUAGUGCAAAACCAAAAACUGUGUUCCCUGAAAUAAUUCACGUUUCCUUUUCUGUUUCUACCUGAGUUAUACAGACAGAUGAAUUGCUUAUAAAUAGAAUGAAAAACUUAAACUUAAAUGGGAGUUUGUUAAAAGUUUAUUGUGAAAUGGCAGAGGAUACAAUAAAUUAAGACCUAGGGAUGGGUUUGGUUUAGGAGUAGAUACGUUUUGAUGGCCAGUCCUGGGCCAAAUCAGUCACUUUGCUGGCAGAUCAAAAACCAGCUAGACGGUAAGUGACAGGGGAGUGAUGGUCAUCGUUAUCCUACCUUCCCCUCCAUCACUGUUCUGCUGUGUUUGCCAGUGAUGUUUUAAAAAAACAGAUGAUUAGACGACUGAAGACGAGGAUAGAAACAUCUCAGGGGAGAUCAGGAUGGCUUCCUGAGCAGCAGGAGGAGGAGGGGGGAAAAGCACCAGUUGGACAAAAAAUAUGUGUAGAA
Messenger RNA from Cheilinus undulatus (humphead wrasse), 8947 nucleotides. RefSeq names its product microtubule-associated protein 2 (gene map2). The record is from RefSeq and is a predicted model, not a curated record. Bases 541 to 5964 code for a protein of 1807 amino acids. Gene Ontology annotation, molecular function: microtubule binding. Gene Ontology annotation, biological process: microtubule cytoskeleton organization; neuron projection development. NCBI's taxonomy places the organism in Eukaryota, Metazoa, Chordata, Actinopteri, Labriformes, Labridae. Gene Ontology annotation, cellular component: neuron projection. The transcript has 25 exons.